Molecule: messenger RNA, 1032 nt
Organism: Cryphonectria parasitica EP155
Lineage: Eukaryota; Fungi; Ascomycota; Sordariomycetes; Diaporthales; Cryphonectriaceae
Exons: 2
Coding region: 1-1032 (343 amino acids)
Molecular function (GO): hydrolase activity
Source: RefSeq, a predicted model, not a curated record
AUGCAUCCAGCCGUCAAGCUGCUGAGAUCUCUCAUCAACAUCGACAGCACCAGCGAGAAAGAACUCGAGAUCGGUAUUUUUCUGGAACAGCAUUUAAAACAAUUAGGAUACACUGUCGAGCGCAUCGCCAUCACACCAGGGUCAUCCAGAUACAAUGUCUACGCAUAUCUGGGACAACAGAGAAAGGCACGGGUUCUGAUUACCUCACACAUGGAUACUGUGCCGCCACACAUCCCUUUCAGUUUCGAAGGAGACCUCAUCCGUGGCCGAGGGGCCUGUGACGAUCUUGGUCCCUUGGUUGCACAGGUCUUUGCCGUCGAGGAGAUGCGAGCAGAGGGCAAGAUCAGCGAGGAUGGCGGGGACAUCAGCUUUCUCUUUGUCGUGGGCGAGGAGAAAGGGGGUCCGGGAAUGAUCGCGGCGAACGAUAUGGGAUUGACAUGGGAAACUGGAAUCUUUGGUGAGCCUACGGAGGGCAAACUCGCACAGGGUCAUAAGGGCCAUGUUGUGUUUGAGCUGAGUGCCCAAGGAAAAGCCAGCCAUUCUGGGUAUCCUCACCUUGGAAGAAGUGCAACGACGGGGCUCAUGCGCGCACUUAACGAUCUUUCAGCAGUCGAAUGGCCGUCGUCAGAUCUUCUCGGCCCGACGACCUUCAACAUAGGGAAAAUUGAAGGAGGUGAAGGCUACAACAUUGUGGCUGCAUCUGCUAAGGCACUGUGUGGUGUGCGGGUGGCUGCCGAUGUGGAGGGAAUCAAGAGGCAAAUCUCCGACAUUGCAGCAAAGCACCCGGAUGUAGAGCUUGAUAUUCUCUUUUCAUACCCUGAGACUCUUCUCGACUGGGAUAUCGAGGGCUUCGAAGUGGCUCCUGUAGCAUAUGGUACAGAUGUUCCGAGGUUGAAGGGGAACCACAAAAAAGUGUUGUAUGGCCCAGGGUCAAUUUUGGUAGCUCACGGGAAAGAUGAAUGCAUCCGAGUGAGCGAGAUACUGGAAAGUAUUCAAGGGUAUAAGACGCUUAUUUCGAAAGCUUUGGAAUGA